Perca fluviatilis (European perch) is the source of this 3290-nucleotide messenger RNA. It is a transcript of the gene tmem268, whose product is annotated as transmembrane protein 268. Lineage: Eukaryota; Metazoa; Chordata; Actinopteri; Perciformes; Percidae. The coding region runs from base 209 to 1321 and encodes 370 amino acids. The record is from RefSeq and is a predicted model, not a curated record. The transcript has 9 exons.
GAGAGAGACAGAGAGAGAGAGCGAAGUCAGAAAGCAACAUACGCCACAGUCUGUUUGAGCAGACUACAGACUGUAUAAUAUAGGCGCAGACAUAGAGUAUAUUGCUGCUUUCAAGGGAUCUAAUACAUAUCUGGCCGACAUGGAAAUAUAAUCACAGUUUUGUUGACAUGAUGGUACAUCUAAAACACAGGACGUGGUUACCUCUGAGAUGAUGGAGGACAAGAACAGAGUUUGUCAUGUGAUGGAGGAGAGUGAGGUGGAUGUGCAGAUCAGACAAACCAAAGCUCAGCCCCAGCAGACCAGCAACAAUAACAGACCCACCUGGUCAAAUGGUCAGUGUGUUGUGGCGAUGCCAAACUGUUCGAUGCUAAACCCGAGCUUUGAUCUGUCUCUGUGUCGUGCCAAACUCGAGAAUGAUGGCUUUCAGAUUCCAGUCAGAGACAUGGAAGCUCCACUGAAGACAGCUUUGGACCUUCCCUCAGUUAGGAGAUACAUGGUUUUUAACUCGGCUCUCUUCCAUUUUAUAAUGGCACCGGUGCUGUAUGUGGUGGUGUGGUGCGCUACGUUCUCCACCCUCCACCUCUUUAUCACUGUCAGUGACUACUGGGUUCUCUGCCUCUCUGUCAGCCUGGUCUCCAUCUUCCUCACCACUGUCAUCAUUUUCAUUCUCCACUACAGUAACAAGGAGAUCAACAUGAACGUAGACGUUCGGUUAAUCCAGGUGAAUGAGAGGAUGGUGAAACACAAGCUGCUGGUGGCCGUGGCCGACUGGGUGCAGUCCUGCACUGGAAACAUGAAGCUGUACUUUGUGUAUUGGGACAUGUCCCACUGUCUGAGGGCACUGACUGAAACUUUAGAGGAGUGCAGCUUUGUGGUGAAUGACACCCAGCGUGGAGGAAGUUUAAAACGAUCAAUUUCACACAUUCAUCAGAAAAAGCUGGAGAGGAAAAUGGCGCAUCUCGUUCUUGUGACCGAGGACGCGGCUGUUGUCCCUGAGGACGAAGGGUCCGAUGUGGAGCAGCAGGACUCAAAUGAACGGAGGCCUCUGCUGAGACAUGAGGACAACGGCUGCUGUACCUCAUCCAGCCAACAGGAGGGCACCAAAGUCACCACCAACUACAGCCUCAUCCCUAACGCAUCGUUACCUGCUCAGGCUACAGCCUACCAGCUUCUGAUGACCUACAGUGCAGCUUAUGUGAAGCUGCUGGUGUCUAAGAGGCUGUCAGGACCGUCACACCACCGCCUACGCCCCCAGAGGAAUCACUGCACCACCGCCCCUCUCUGCCUCUGCCAGUACAUCAAAAAGAAGAUCCUUCAAUAACAGAACCAGUGUCAAGACUUUUGCUUUGAACCCAUGCUCUUGAACAGACAAACUGACAUGUAGGAGCACUUCCAUUGCAGCAAACAUGGAUUAUAUUGUUUAGGUCAAAUGAAGGAACCUUUUCAGAGCUUCACACUUUUGAUUUCUCUGUUUUUAAGUCUCCAGUUUGCAGCCACCUGUACCUCGGCUGCUGUCUUCAUGCCAGUUCCGUAUUUGCACAACCUGGAUCCUCGUCCAUUUGCUCCCAACAAUUUCUGCACCAUGCCAAACGCUGUCUGAUCCAGCUGCUGUAAACCAAUAUUUGCACUCUUGCACACAUGACAAUCACAGCCUUAGCCUUGCUGUUUAAAUUAUUUGCACAAAUAAUAAAUAUAGAUUCUUGUGAUUUGAUUUGCAGUAGAUUCAUUCUGCAGUAGAAUCAUUGGAUUUAGUUUUGUAUUACCUCAAAUGUCAGCAACAGAAGUGGAACCAGAGUGUGUUUAUUUUUGUGUUCUCAACCCUUUGGUUUUAUGUGUGUAGGUGGAUUAUACAGUAUAUCUAUGCAUGUUUGUGUGUAGGAUGCUGGGAUUCUCACCAGCGAUUACCCAUCAGUCCUGGUGCUGUGGCUGAGAUGACAGCCCUGCGAGAGAGCCGCAGGAUGGCACAAACACACAGUGAGACAGCCAGCGUGGCUGACCUGGGGGAAGCUGGGAUUGUGUGAUGGAGGAGAGACGCGUGCAGCGUGAGGCCAAGUUAAACGAUCUUAGAGAUGCUGGCUGUCCUCAGGAGGCUAAAUGGCCAUCUGUGAUCCUUCACACACAGGUUGGCUUAGCUCCCACCUUUAGUUUCUCCCUCAAACCUCUUUUCCAUUGGACGGAUUGUUUGGCGCCAUACUUCACCUUUUCACAGAUAUGAUUUAUAAUUAAAAAAAAGUCAUUGCAGGUUUAAAGGAUUUUAAAUCGUAAUCACGAUGAAACAGCAGCAAAAAUAGGGGAAGACAGAGAAAUAAGAGAUGUGAAGACAUAACAAGACAUGGAACAGACAUUCUAAGCUAUUAUGGUCUGAUUGAAAAUGUAGAAUUGUUCCCAUGGAUGUAUUAGGCAAGUUCUUAUAAUACAUCUGUGUGUUGUAGCAUUCUCACACUAGCAUUUAAUACAAGGUACAACUGAGGCUGCAGUGAUGGCCGUUAGUUUUGCAGGUAUUUGGUCAUAAACCAAAAUACCUUUGACCUGAUGGUGGCACUAGAUCUUUUACUUUGCUCAGUUUCAUCGUCUGUAGUCAUCACUCUUUUCUUUGUUUGUUCAGCCAUAGUAACCUAAGGGGAACAUAAGUUUGUGUAUAACAUUUAAUGGCAAUCCAUCCGAUAGUUGUUUAGACAUUUCACCCAAACUGACAAAUGACAACCUCAUGGUGGCACUAGAGGAAAAAUCAGGCGGUCACCGUAAGUCAUUAGGAUUUAUCCUAUGGGGACCAUGAAUAUCUGUACAAAAUGCAAUGGCAAUCGAUCCAGUAGUUGUUGAGAUACAUCAGUCUGGACCAAAGUGGUGGACUGCCCAAAAGAUAGGCCAGAGCUGCCUGGAAGGGAAGGCAAAAUCUUUUUAUGUGGUACAGAUGAUGCACAAAAACACAAAUGCCACCAUAAUGUACAAAAAGCAGCUGUAAAACACAAUGAUAGUGACAGAAGAUAGUGAGAGAUACUGUAGUUCAUGUUCUGACAGAGGGAGGAAAAAUAGAUGGAGAGGGAGAAAACCAGGGCAACUAUAAAUAGCACCUUAGUGAUGAGGGGAGAGAGGAAAGGCCACAGAGACACUGAGAGGAUGUAGAGACACCAAGAGAGAAAAAACAGAGCUGCAGAAUGAGACCCUGCCUUCACCAACGUGUCGUUCACAACCCAAAAAUGAUUCUUUUAUUCAUUACUCAAACAACCAACCAUGUGCAACACAGUCAUGUACAUACUGUAAUUAUAAUAAUAAACCCCAAGAGAAUCACA